Molecule: messenger RNA, 476 nt
Organism: Rasamsonia emersonii CBS 393.64
Lineage: Eukaryota; Fungi; Ascomycota; Eurotiomycetes; Eurotiales; Trichocomaceae
Exons: 5
Source: RefSeq, a predicted model, not a curated record
CCGAGUGCAAUACACUCUGCGCGGGCUAUCCGACCGAUAUAUGUGAGUAUCAUCCCUAUCCGCCUAGUAACUACAGCGGCGGCACCAACGCAUACACCGUUCUCUCCUCCCCUCAAGAAGACUUGCUCUUCAUGUCCGGAACUCUGACGGCGCCCCCGCACACGCCCACCGCAACCACCCUGCUGGGAGGCAUCAUUGUCGACGGCGACGGAUCCGUCUCGGCACUGGGCGUGCCGUCGAGCACGCCUGUUGUCGCCAGUUCUGUGCCUGCAGCUAUCGCCACGUCGAGGGCUGUCGCAAAAGCGUCUCCAUCCUCGUCGCCAUCCCCGUCCAGCGCGGUUGCUGCGGCUGCGUCGUCGACACACGCCAGUAUCGCGGCGAGUAGGGAAAGGAUACAGGUAAAGGCAAUUGAACUAGUUGAUGGGUGGUUAGGUACGGAGUACAUAGAUAUCAGAUACAUCCUUUGUAUCAAGUAG